Molecule: messenger RNA, 2398 nt
Organism: Musa acuminata AAA Group (dessert banana)
Lineage: Eukaryota; Viridiplantae; Streptophyta; Magnoliopsida; Zingiberales; Musaceae
Product: cyclin-D5-1-like
Exons: 5
Coding region: 938-1930 (330 amino acids)
Biological process (GO): regulation of cyclin-dependent protein serine/threonine kinase activity; mitotic cell cycle phase transition
Cellular component (GO): nucleus; cyclin-dependent protein kinase holoenzyme complex; cytoplasm
Molecular function (GO): cyclin-dependent protein serine/threonine kinase regulator activity
Source: RefSeq, a predicted model, not a curated record
CCCUCCUUCCCUCUAAUUCUUCCUCCCCCUGUGUUAGGCUCAACCAAAGCUCAUAUAAAUCAUGGUGGCGGUCACUCUCACAUUGUUGACAAGCAAUCAGAACCCACAUUAUCCUAACCUUAUUUGACCAACACCGUCCUAAAUCUUCUGGAUAACUUAGUAGAAAGCACCUGCAGCAGCAACAACACAGAGCGAUGAGCAGAGAUUUCAGGCGAGCUCUGGUCCAUCCUUCGUUAACUUAGUAGUCCGCUGGGGCAGAACCGAAGGCUACAAGACAUGGAUUUCCUCAUAAUGGUUGUCACCAUUUCCAUGGGUUUGGAGAAGCACAGAAAAACAUGUGUCCCUCACCCCUGCAAAUCAUCCAGAUGUGAGCUCGCAGUCCAACAUCGUGACCCACCGCCGCCGCAUGGGGACAACUCAACUCGCUCCAUCUGCUUCUCCCGUCAUACUCGAAACUGGAGAGGACGAUUGGAGCUGGAAAUGGUAGCACACCUAUUUGUCUUCACGUCUGCAUCUCGUACAUGAAAUCAUCCGUCUUUGGACUCACAGAACGCAACUCUGCAAUACGAGUUGAGACGGACACUUCAUUCACAUGACGAGCUUUCAAUACAACAGAGCCAAGGAAAAGGAAGGGCUGCCUAACCCAAGGAACGCGGGCAUACGACAAGACCCAUCGAUCCACCGAGGAGAUUCGGCAGCAUGGAUUAGCACUCUACAAACAUGUAUUAGAAAAAGCCUCUCUGCGUCCGCAACAGGAAGGUCGAGAGACAGCUCCAAUGGUGGAUUGGCUGCGUCGCUUUUGUCUCAUUGCUCCUUAAAUAGGGACACUCUCUCCUCUUUUUCCUCACACCUUGCCGUGUCCGCCUGCCUCUUGCGGUUGAGCAAACACGUAUAGCUAUCGACAAUUACCACAAACGCCUUUUGCUUGGAGAGGGUUAUGGAUGAACCCGGCUGCUCUCUGUCGAUCUCCAGCCUCCUCUGCCAGGAAGACGCGACUGAUUUGGAUCCGGAUUUGGAUUUGGAUUUGGAUUUGGAGUUUGAAGAUGAACUGUGUCAGGCGUACCUGCUUCUCAAAGACGCGAUUUUUACGGACGAGGAGUACAUCCAGGAGCUGGCCUCGAGAGAGAGGAGCAGCUUCGAGAGGCAGGACCAUGAAUUCUCCUCUUGUGACGAGUGCUUGGUUCCGGCGGACAACUGGUUCAAGCGUGCCCGCUCCGACGCCAUCCGAUGGAUCUUGAACACCACCGCCCGUUUCGGCUUCGGCUUCCAAACAGCAUAUCUAGCAGUGGCUUAUCUUGAUCGUUUCCUUCGACGGCGAAGAAUUGAUAACGGGAAGCCAUGGGCGACCGGAUUGCUGUCGACGGCAUGCUUGUCCGUGGCGGCGAAGAUGGAGGAGCGCAGAGUGCCGCCGCUCUCGGAGAUGCAGAUCGAGGGGUACGCGUUCGACAGCAAUGCGGUGCAGAGGAUGGAGCUCCUCCUCCUGGAUACUCUGCAGUGGAGGACGAACUGCGUGACGCCAUUCGAUUACCUGAGUUAUUUCAGAUCGAAGUUCCAGUGUGAGGAGUCACUGCACAAAGCCAUCGACUUCAUCUUUGCGGCCAUCGAUGCGAUCAAUUUAACUACUUGUCGCUCCUCCGCAGUUGCUGCAGCUGCCAUAUUGGCUGCAUCCAGCGAAAUCUACUCCAAGGAGUUACUGGAGACAAAGAUGAGCACUACGUCACUGUUCCAAUCCUUUUCAGAAAAGGAACACGUGUUUUCCUGCUACAGUAUCAUGACUCAGGAUCUGCCCAAGAACAUGAUAACACCCAAGAGGUUGUCUUCUUCUGAAGCAUCAGAGAACUAUUCCAGCAUCACCGUUGCCAUCGACAGUGCCUCCAUCAGCUCGUCAAGAACUAAGAGGAGAAGGUUGCGGUUGCCAGAUAUCCAUUAGAGACCAACCUAACACUGAUUUUUGGAUGUGCAUGGGAAUGAAUGUCUUGAUUUUGAUUCUUCUUUUCUUUGACUUUUGUUUUUGAUUAUUGGUUGUGUGAGUGCAUGUUUGGAUGGUUUAUGGUUGGAUUGGUUGGUUAUUAGGAUUGAGAAGCUUGGAAGUUGAGCUGUGUGAGAUGUUUCCAAAUCGAAUGGAGUGAGAAAGAAGAAAGGGAAGGCCACUGAAGACUGUUUGUGAAUAGCGUUGCAGACCUGCCUUGUUUGCUUCACAUACCACAUCCCAUGUUGUCCAUCGAUGGAUUUGGUCCUUGCUGUAGUUCUCAUCGUGCCCUUUUCCAUGGGAAAUAUUCACUGUGAAGCAGUGAGGGUGAUGUAAUAUGAUCUUGAUCGGAUACUGUAAAGAGGAUGGAUGCACUUGGAAUUGUUUGUUUUGGUGGAAUGAGAUAUAACUCCAACUGUGACUAAUGUA